Colletotrichum fioriniae is the source of this 636-nucleotide messenger RNA. RefSeq lists its product as uncharacterized. The record is from RefSeq and is a predicted model, not a curated record. Gene Ontology annotation, molecular function: DNA-binding transcription activator activity, RNA polymerase II-specific; transcription cis-regulatory region binding. Gene Ontology annotation, cellular component: RNA polymerase II transcription regulator complex. NCBI's taxonomy places the organism in Eukaryota, Fungi, Ascomycota, Sordariomycetes, Glomerellales, Glomerellaceae. Gene Ontology annotation, biological process: regulation of DNA-templated transcription.
AUGAUGCCCGCCGGUGUACCACCUCAACCGCAGCAGCAAAUCGCGCCUCCGGUGACGACUGCCGGCCCUUCUACCGCGCCUCCUACCCAUUCUCCUACAGAAAUGGACUUGGACGACGGCGCAGAGGGUCGCAAAGCUAAGCGCGAAUUGUCACAAUCCAAGCGCGCCGCGCAAAACCGAGCUGCCCAGAGAGCUUUCCGUCAGCGAAAGGAAGGAUACAUCAAGAAGCUUGAGCAGCAAGUUAGAGACUAUAUGGAAAUGGAAGGACAGUACAAGACGAUGCAGUCAGAGAACUACGCGUUGCGCGAGUACGUGAUUCACCUCCAGUCACGCUUGCUCGAUCUUCAGACCGAGAUCCCUCAGCCGCCGCCCAAUGUCAACCUUCAGCAACCUGCGCUCCCGCCCCCUUCGGUCCCGACAAGUGGGCCUGAAGCUCCGCCCACCAAUGCGGGUGCUGGCCCUCUCGAAGCCGUUGCGCAGGCAGUGGCCGGUCUGCAGGCCCAGGAGCAGCUUGCGCAGAGAGACCAGUUCACAAGGCCCGAGGUGGUGACCAAGGAGGAGCCGCAACGUGAGCCUGAUGGACCUGUUGACCCAUCGCUGCCGGAUGGCCUUCCGGCUCCGACUGCGUCCAUGUGA